UAUCAAGGAAAACACCGGCUUUCUUUAUAUAGAUACCGACCCGAAGAAGUUUGUGUGGUCAGUAAAUCUUCUCUCUCGCCUUAUAUAAUCAUAAUAAACAUAGAAAGAAAUCCCAUUUCUUCUCUAUCGUUCUUCUGUCUACUUGCUUUGAUUCUCAAUCGUUCUCUCAGCUCACAGAAGUUUGAUUAAUUUCAAAGAAUUGCUCGUUGCUUUCACUUUCUACUUCCAGAAUCUCUCUUUCAUGUCUGAAUUCGACAACGCUAUUCCAACUGCUUUCGAUCCCUUCGCUGAGGCAAAUGCUGAGGACUCUGGUGCUGGGACAAAAGAUUAUGUUCAUGUGCGCGUACAACAGCGAAAUGGGAGGAAAAGCCUGACUACUGUUCAAGGGUUGAAGAAGGAAUAUAGCUACAACAAGAUACUUAAGGACCUCAAGAAAGAGUUCUGCUGCAAUGGAACUGUUGUCCAGGACCCUGAGUUAGGCCAGGUCAUUCAACUUCAGGGUGAUCAAAGGAAGAACGUUUCAACCUUCCUUGUGCAGGCUGGCAUUGUGAAGAAGGAAAAUAUCAAGAUUCAUGGUUUCUAAGAAGUAGCAAGCUAAUUGCUAGGAUACAUAGUUUACACGUCUCGCAUGGUAGAGCUUGUGUCCUCCUCAACUUUAUUUCAGGAUAUUCUGUUUUCUGCAUUUUAAAAGUGGAUUCGCUUCUUUGUGUGUGAUGUGGAUUUAGUGUGUACAACCACCGGAUCUUUCACCGGAAUAAAGGUUGCUCGCUGUGUGGAUUUAACAUGUAUGACCACUGGAUCCCUUAUCAGAAUAAAGGUUGCUGGCGUUCUAUA
Molecule: messenger RNA, 834 nt
Organism: Populus euphratica (Euphrates poplar)
Lineage: Eukaryota; Viridiplantae; Streptophyta; Magnoliopsida; Malpighiales; Salicaceae
Product: protein translation factor SUI1 homolog
Exons: 5
Coding region: 242-583 (113 amino acids)
Biological process (GO): translational initiation
Molecular function (GO): translation initiation factor activity
Source: RefSeq, a predicted model, not a curated record